GAAGUUAGGCGUAUAUCAAUGACACAUGACAAAUGACAAUGACAUUAGUAAAGUGACUAACUUCAGAAUGUGUAUCUUUCUUUCGCCAUAAUUUCUUUCAAAGAUGGCCCCAACAGAGAAGCAGCCCGCCAAGGGCAAGAAGGUAGGAAAAUCGAGAAACUAUGAUCUAGGAAACGGCAUAGUUAGGUUUUCUCGAACCAAGAUGUUUCAUAAGAAAGCUUUAUACAAAUUUAUUGGUAAGAAAGUAGCCGCUGAAAAGAAACCUGUUAAGCCACGUGUUAUUGAGAAACAAAUCGGUGGCGAGAAAAACGGAGGAAAGCGUUUUGUUUUGGUAGAAAAGCGUCGGGCAGUUUACCCUACACAAGAGAGAAUCAAGAAGCGACCAGCUAAACAAUUAUUUAAGGACCAUUCUAGAACAUUAAGAGCCUCAAUCAGCCCUGGAACAGUACUGAUUCUUUUGGCUGGUUCACAUAAAGGAAAGCGUGUUGUUUUCUUGAAACAACUUAAAUCAGGACUUCUCCUUGUUACUGGUCCAUUUGGUAUUAAUGCAUGCCCUCUGAGGAGAAUCAGUCAAAGAUACGUUAUUGGUACACAAACAAAAAUUGACAUCAGUGAUGUUAAAUUACCAGAAACUCUUAAUGACGAAUAUUUCAAGAGACAAAGACAGAAGAGGGCCAAAAAAGAAGAGGGUGACAUUUUCCAAACUAAAAAACAAGGAUAUAAAGUGAGCGAUCAAAGAAAAACUGACCAGAAAGAAGUUGAUACCCAAGUAUUAGCUGCAAUCAGAAAACACCCAGACAGGAAAGUUCUUUUGGCGUACUUGUCAGCAAUGUUUGGCCUGCGAUCCAGUCAAUUUCCACACAGGCUACAAUUUUAGACAGUAAGAAAACCAUAGUUUAUUGGUGAUUGUGUUGUACAUUAUUAUUUCAAUAAAUUGUGGAUUUAUUUAA
This is a messenger RNA of Sitophilus oryzae (rice weevil), 950 nucleotides long. RefSeq names its product 60S ribosomal protein L6 (gene RpL6). Gene Ontology annotation, molecular function: RNA binding; structural constituent of ribosome. The record is from RefSeq and is a predicted model, not a curated record. NCBI's taxonomy places the organism in Eukaryota, Metazoa, Arthropoda, Insecta, Coleoptera, Curculionidae. The transcript has 6 exons. Gene Ontology annotation, biological process: ribosomal large subunit assembly; cytoplasmic translation. The coding region runs from base 104 to 877 and encodes 257 amino acids. Gene Ontology annotation, cellular component: cytosolic large ribosomal subunit; ribosome.